AUGACGACGAGGAGCUCCCGGCACUCCCAGGGCUCCCAGCCCGGCUUGGCCGAUCAAGCCAAACUCUCCUUUGCCUCGGCUGAAUCCCUGGAAACCAUGUCGGAAGCGGAGCUACCCCUGGGGUUCAACAGGAUGAACCGGUUCCGGCAGAGCUUGCCCUUGUCCCGGUCCACCAGCCAGACGAAGCUGCGGUCCCCAGGGGUCCUUUUCCUGCAGUUUGGGGACGAGACGAGGCGCGUCCACAUCACCCACGAGAUCAGCAGCAUGGACACCCUGCACGCCCUCAUCGUCCACAUGUUCCCCCAGAAGCUCACCAUGGGGAUGCUGAAGUCUCCCAACACUGCCAUCCUCAUCAAGGACGAGUCGCGCAAUGUCUUCUACGAGCUGGAGGAUGUCCGCGAUAUCCAGGACCGAAGUAUCAUUAAAAUCUACCGGAAAGAGCCGCUCUACGCCUCCUUCCCAGCCUCGCACAUCACCAACGGGGACCUGAGGCUGCAGAACCAGGAGACGGUGAAGACGAUGCUGCGGCGGACGGAGGCGGAGAUCAGCGUGCGGGUGACGGACACCAUGCGCAAGCACGAGGACCCCCUGCAGCGCCAGCGCAGCUUGGUGGAAGAGGAACGGCUCCGGUACCUCAACGAGGAGGAGCUCAUCACCCAGCAGCUCAAUGACCUGGAGAAGUCGGUGGAGAAGAUCCAGAAGGAUUUGGCCCACAACCACCGGCUCAUCCCUGUGCAGGAGCUGGAGGAGAAGGCGGUGGUGCUCAAGCAGCUGGGGGAGACGCUGACAGACCUCAAGGGUGAGGAGGUGGCCGGAUCCGGGACAGGGUGCAUCUCCCUGCUCCAUGUUCAGCUGUGGGGAGGGCUGGGGGGCACAGGGCAGAGGCAAGUGGACGAGGGCGUGUGGACCUCCCCCAGCACCCUCAGCCAGUCCCCCAAGAAGGUGGCCCCCGAGACGGACUUCAGCAAAGGGCUGGAUCUGGAGAUGCCCACCAGCCCCCCCGUGAGCCUCCACCACCUGACGGCUGCCACCGAGACCCUGGGCAUGCCCAGCUCCGGGCACAGCCCCCCCCAGACCCAGACCCACCCUUCCAAGAGCAAUAACCCUUCCCGAGCUCCGGAGAUGGUGCCCGCCAAGACCCAGACGGGCCCAGAGACCCCCAGCAAGAAGAGCGCGGACAAAGCUGUGUCCGUGGAGCUGAUGAAGGCCAUCCCCGCCCUGGAGUUCGCUGCCAAGCACAAGCAAGGCACGGGCAGCGGCAGCGCCGCCUCCACGCCCGAGCACAAGCCCUCCAAGCCGCAGCACGCGCCGAAGUCGGGGGGCAAGGGGGACCCCAACGGCCGCAGGGGCUCAGACGAACUGACGGUGCCGCGGUACCGGACCGAGAAACCCUCCAAGGCCGAGUCGGAGGAGCUGGAGACCCAGAAGCCCCAAGUGAAGCUGAGACGGACGGUGUCGGAGGUGGUCAGGCCGGCGUCCACCCCUCCCAUCAUCGCCUCUGCCAUCAAAGACGACGACGACGAGGACCGCAUCAUCGCGGAGCUGGAGGUGUUUCAGAGAAGCUCAGCCUCCCCUUCCCUUCCCAAGCUCCGUUACGAUCCGCUCGCGGCUGCCGUCUCACCGGCGACCCGGGGCCCACCGGUGCCUCCGUUGCAGCCGAAGGAUGGAAGCCGCAGCGUGGCAUCGCCGGGCAAAGGCGGCGUGGAGGGUGCCGGGGUGGGGGGCGAGGUGGCGGAGGGGCUCUGCAAAGGGCAGCUGUCCCCUCGCCGCUCCAUGACUCUGCGCAGCAAGGAGAUUUGUGAGGGCACGUACCGGAGACUGGAUAGCCUGGAAGAAACGAUCCGUGAGCUGGAAAUAACCAUCAGUGAGAUCAGCAGCCAUCCCUCGGCUGAAUUUGUGUUCCCUAAAGAACUGCUAGGACAAGGAGGAUCCAAGGACGCCAGCAGGAAGACCAGGGAAGGUCUGGGGGAUCUCAAACACGGUAGCUGUGACGAUGGGACUGCCCUGGACCUCAGUCAGGCCAAGGAUGAUGCUCCCGAGAGUCCGUCUCCAAGCAAGACCAAGCCUCCUCUGCUCCCCAAGCCGCAGCUCCCCCUCGACACGCCGCAGGUUUAUUUUCCGUUCUCCCUCUCGCUGUGCCCUGCCCCGGACUCGCUCUGA
Molecule: messenger RNA, 2160 nt
Organism: Opisthocomus hoazin
Lineage: Eukaryota; Metazoa; Chordata; Aves; Opisthocomiformes; Opisthocomidae
Source: RefSeq, a predicted model, not a curated record